AGAUAUCUGGACGAGUCUUUGGUCUUUCGCUGGUCCUCGGAUGCGAAGUCGUGCACUAGCUACCAAGGAAACGGACAGUUGCAUUAAAAGCGAACUAUUUUUCGUUUCCAAGGAGACGAUUAGUCCAGUCUAGACAAAUUUUUCGAAGUGAUUAGCCACCAAAUUAUUUUACGUUGUAUUUUUCGCGUCGGCCCCGUGUUACGUCGUAGUUCAGUCAAUCGGGACGUUGGCCGAGACCUUCGCCGUUAUCAACUGUGAGGUUUCGUGUGUGCACAUUUCAUUACACAACCGCUACACAGACGAAUAAAUCCGGCUUUUUUGACUUAAACUUACGAAUUUAAGUCGGAAUGUCCGCUGUGAGAGAAUGCUUUCGGCCACUGGUUGCCCUAAGAAAGUACCGUUCUCCGAAGUUGGCCAGAUACAUCUACAGGACAUACUACAGCCAGACUUCAAGAAACUUAAGCGCGUGCAAGACACAUUCUAAUGGAAAUUGGAUAAGGACAUUAUGUACCAACGCAGAGCCAAGUAUGAAAGAGGAUGUAUCUCAGGGUCCUGGACAAAAAUUUGAAUUCCAAGCAGAAACGAGAAUGCUUCUGGACAUUGUCGCUAAAUCGUUAUACUCUGAAAAAGAGGUGUUUCUAAGAGAACUAAUUUCUAAUGCAAGCGACGCACUGGAAAAAGCUAGGUAUUACAGAAUUUCGGAAGGAGCUCCACCAAAUGAUUCCGAAAUGAAAAUUACAGUCAGUACUAACAAACAGGACCGCACAAUAGUAAUAGAGGAUAAUGGUAUUGGUAUGAGCAAGGAUGAACUCAUCCGUAAUUUAGGAACAAUUGCUCGAUCUGGAUCAAAGGCUUUUAUAGAUGAGCUUAAAAAAAGAGGACAGUCAAAUCUUACCAAUACAGUUAUUGGACAAUUUGGAGUAGGGUUUUACAGUGUAUUUAUGGUAGCUGACAAAGUCGAAGUCUUUACUAAAACUAUCAAACCUGGUAGUGAAGGUCUUAAAUGGUCUUCUGAUGGUUCUGGGUCUUUUGAGAUUUCACCAGUGGAAAGAGCUGACCCAGGUACCAAAAUUGUAAUCUAUUUGAAGACUGAAAACAGAGAAUUUGCUGAUAACUCGACAGUUAAUACAAUAAUAAAGAAAUACAGCUCGUUUGUCAGCUACCCAAUCAUUCUUGAUGGCGCACAAGCAAAUACUAUACAGCCACUUUGGUUGAUGAAUCCCAGAGAAGUGUCAAUCGAGAAGCACAAGGAGUUCUAUAAAUACAUGACAAAUGCCAAUGACUCGCCAAGGUUUGUCUUACACUACAAAGUGGAUGUACCAUAUUCUAUCAAUGCCGUCUUAUAUUUCCCCGAAUCACGACCUGUAUUUUUCGACCCUGCAGUUCAUGGUGGAAUUGCUCUCUUCGCACGGAGAGUGUUAAUAAAGAAUAAAGCCGAAGAAAUUAUACCAAAAUGGUUAAGAUUCGUCCGAGGUGUUGUGGACUCUGAAGACAUUCCUUUGAAUCUAAGCAGAGAGAUUUUACAAAAUACGGCCCUGCUAAGGACUAUUAGUUCAACAAUUACAAAGAAAAUCAUUAAAUUUCUUCAAGAAAGGUCGGCAAAAGAUAAGGAAAACUAUACUCUUUUCUACCGAGAAUUUGGACUUUUUUUCAAAGAAGGGAUAAUCGCCAUGGACAACAAACAUGAUAGAGAAGAUAUUAGCAAAUUAUUACUUUAUGAGACAUCCAAAACACCUGCAGGGCAAUUAACUAGUAUCCAAGAGUAUGUGAGCAAAAUGCAAGCAGACCAAAAGAAAAUUUACUAUUUGUCAGCACCAAGUCGUUCACUCGCAAUGAAUUCUCCUUACAUGGAGGCGUUAAUUGAAAAAGACGUUGAAGUUAUUUUCUGCUAUGAGCCGUAUGACGAGUUUGUUUUAAUGCAGCUCCAUUCAGUCAACGACAUCCCUCUUUGUUCAGUUGAGGCUAGUGCAAGGUUACAUACUCCAACUGAAACGUCUUCAUCAGUUGUAGGCUCUAAUAAGGAGAACAACAUAGAUGAACUACUAACAUGGAUGAAACAGACUCUAAAGGAGAAGAUUGAAAAAGCGAUUGUCAAUAAAAGUUUAAAAAAUCAUCCAUGUAUAGUAACAGUAGAAGAGAUGGCACAUGCUCGACAGUACCUGAAGUUACAAGCGCGUGGUCUAGACGACGAUAUGAAGUACACACUAAUUAAACCACGUCUUGAGCUGAACCCAAACCAUCCACUAAUUAAUCAAGUGAAGCGACUAAUUCCAACUAAUGAAAAAUUAGCUACCCUUAUAACUGAACAGUUAUUUAAGAACGCUCUGGUGUAUGCAGGCUUACUAGAGGAUGCUCGUAAAGUGGUAGACAAUGUAAAUAAGAUAAUGGAACUUGUUCUUGAAGAGUCCCAUCGUAGUGAACCUCCUAAACAAGAGGAAAAAACAAGCAAAUAACUGUUUUUAUGAGACAGUUGUGUAUAUGUUAUGUAGUGAUCAUUGAUUUAAAUUUAUUUUUAAAAAAAAUUUUUUACCUCCUUAAAUUUGUUUUUGUUUGUAUAAAAAUACACAACAGUAUCAUCACAUUGCCAUGAAAGUGUGUGAAUAUAAAGAAGCAAUGAACGAUGUGAAAAA
This is a messenger RNA of Cimex lectularius (bed bug), 2630 nucleotides long. It is a transcript of the gene Trap1, whose product is annotated as heat shock protein 75 kDa, mitochondrial. Gene Ontology annotation, biological process: protein folding. Gene Ontology annotation, molecular function: protein kinase binding; ATP-dependent protein folding chaperone; ATP binding. NCBI's taxonomy places the organism in Eukaryota, Metazoa, Arthropoda, Insecta, Hemiptera, Cimicidae. The coding region runs from base 348 to 2453 and encodes 701 amino acids. Gene Ontology annotation, cellular component: mitochondrial inner membrane. The transcript is spliced from 16 exons. The record is from RefSeq and is a predicted model, not a curated record.